AUGUUCCCGGCGGCAAUUCAACCUAAACUUAGUUGCCCUUUCACUAUUCAACCAACUCCCCCGUCUUUGGUCUCCCUCAAAACCCCAGUCCUCCGCAUUCGCAAACCACGUCAACUUGGCUCUACGAAGACUUUCUGUAUCACUGCUGCUUCAGGAGUUGCCCAGGACACCCUCAACCCUGAUUCUGCUUCCCCCAACCCACCUCGUAAAAAGAAGCUCGGGGUGGUUCUGAAGCCAAUGGAGAAGCCGAGGCUGGUCUUGAAGUUCAUAUGGAUGCAGAAGAAUAUUGGGAUUUCGAUAGACCAAGUGAUUCCGGGCUAUGGAACUAUCCCCUUAAGCCCUUAUUAUUUUUGGCCCAGAAAAGAUGCGUGGGAGGAGCUUAAAACUUUGCUAGAGGGCAAGCCUUGGAUAUCCCAGAAGCAGAUUGUCAUCCUUCUUAAUCAGGCUACUGAUAUCAUCAACUUAUGGCAGGAGAGCGGUGGGGAUUUAGCUUAA
Oldenlandia corymbosa var. corymbosa is the source of this 495-nucleotide messenger RNA. Lineage: Eukaryota; Viridiplantae; Streptophyta; Magnoliopsida; Gentianales; Rubiaceae. The record is from the annotation of a GenBank genome assembly.